This is a messenger RNA of Prunus armeniaca (apricot), 1860 nucleotides long. The record is from the annotation of a GenBank genome assembly. NCBI's taxonomy places the organism in Eukaryota, Viridiplantae, Streptophyta, Magnoliopsida, Rosales, Rosaceae.
AUGGCUUCUCCUCUGCUACCAUCUGUAACCACCUCUAUCGCUUCUUUCCGCCCAGCUUUGUUCCCUAGCAAGUCCCAAACCAAUUGUUUAGUUGGAAAUGGAAGGCAUUGGUUUGCAGUAGGUGGAUCUAGACUACUCCUACUGCCAUGCAAAGCAAAGCAUGGUGAUCACAACAACCCUAGCAACAAGAACCAAGACGAGGUCACUAGUAGUCGUGAGGGAAAAUUUGACAGGAGAGAUAUGCUGUUUGGUCUAGGAGCUGGAGGGCUGUACGGGGCGGCAGCGGCUGGUCUUGACUUGAACCGGUUCGCCUUGGCCGACCCAAUUCCAGCGCCGGACAUAAACAAGUGCACCCUGACCACCGAGGACCUAAAGGGACUCGACUGUUGCCCCAAAAAAAGCGAUAUAAUCUACAAUUUCCAGCUACCCGCCUCGCCACCAGCAGUGCUACGCACCAGGCCUGCAGCUCAUAAUGCCGCAUACCACCCAGAGUAUGUAGCCAAAUACAGACUGGCCAUUGCGCUCAUGAAGGGCCUUGGCGACGACGACCCACGUAACUUCCGGAACCAAGCUAAUGUGCAUUGCGCCUACUGUGAGGGCUCAUAUCACUACACUAUGCCUACAAAACAUGGCAUUAUAGACGGGAUUCUAAAAGAAAUACAAGUUCACUCCUCGUGGCUAUUCUAUCCCUUCCACCGCUGGUACUUGUAUUUCUACGAGAGAAUCCUUGCCGACCUUAUUCAAGACCCAACUUUCGCUUUGCCCUUCUGGAACUGGGACGCUCCGGACGGCAUGUACAUGCCAGCCAUUUUCGAGGACGACCCCGUAAUAAACCCUCUCUACGAUGCCAACCGAAACGCCAAGCACCGCGUGCCGGGGACGGUUUUAGACCUCAACUACCACGGCAAGGACGGCAAUACCAAGGACGACAACACAAUAAUCAAUGAUAAUCUCCGCACCAUGAACUCGAAAAUGCUGUCUAUUUCAAGCACAGACUGGUGUUCAUUCUUCGGUCACCCUUACCGCGCUGGAUACCAACCAAACCCCGGUGCUGGCAAUAUUGAGAGUAUCCCUCACAAUACCGUCCACAAUUGGGCUGGUACGGACUCAAGCUUGCCACCAUACACUGGGGAGGACAUGGGAGUCUUCUACUCUGCGGGUCGAGAUCCCAUCUUCUUCGCACACCAUGCCAACGUGGACCGCAUGUGGUACUUGUGGAAGAACAACUUUGGGGGACAGGACAUAGAAGACACUGAUUGGUUGGACAGCUCGUUUCUGUUCUACGACGAGAAGCAGCGCCUUGUUCGUGUUACGGUCCGGGAUUCCCUGGACACGACCUUGCUUGGGUAUGACUACCAAUGCGCUGAUAUUCCUUGGAUUGACCCCGCCUACAAGCCCACCCCUCGCUUUCCAGCCAACAAGACAGAACCGCAGGUUUCCUUUGCUGAGCUUUCCACCAAGUUCCCAGCCACCUUGGACUCCACCAUCAGUGUUGAAGUGGCCAGGCCGGAGGAGGUCAGAAACCGGAGCGACGUGGAGAAGGCUAAACAAGAGGAGGUGCUGGUGAUCCGUGGGAUUGAGUUCCCGGCGAAUGUGCCCGUCAAGUUUGAUGUGUAUGUGAAUGAUGAUGCCAGCUCGCCCAGCGGGCCGGACAAGUCCGAGUUUGCCGGUAGCUUUGUUCACGUGCGGCACAGGCACGACCAUAUUAUAAAGACCAAGCUGACGUUAGGGAUCACGAGGUUGUUGGAGGACCUGGGAGCCGCAAAGGACGACAGUGUGGUGGUGACCUUGGUGCCAAGGAACGGGGAAGGAAAAAUAAUCAUUGGUGGAUUCUCCAUUGAGCUUUCUCCUUGCGUCUGA